Messenger RNA from Candidula unifasciata, 1233 nucleotides. Lineage: Eukaryota; Metazoa; Mollusca; Gastropoda; Stylommatophora; Geomitridae. The record is from the annotation of a GenBank genome assembly.
AUGAAACAGGAGAUUGGAGGUGCCAUGCCAGGUAGUAGCAUUCAGGCCAAAUUGUGCCAGGUCUGCAACGACAAUGCUUCGGGCUUUCAUUACGGUGUUUGGUCCUGUGAAGGAUGUAAAGCUUUUUUCAAAAGAAGUAUACAAGGUCCUGUUGAUUAUAUCUGCCCAGCGACUAACACAUGUACUAUAGACAAACACAGACGCAAGAGUUGCCAGGCAUGCCGAUUACGCAGAUGCUAUGAAGUUGGAAUGAACAAAGGAAGUCAAAGAAAAGAGAGGAAAAACAGUGGUGCCACAAGUGGGUUAAAGGGCAAAAGGUGUCGAGCGGAUUCGUCAGACUCUGCUAUAAACUCCACCAAUAAUGGAGCCUCAUCUUCCAAGGCUGCAAAGAGGUCCAGAAGUGCAUCUAUACUUGAAGCCCUACAGAAAGCCGACCUUCCAGUGCUGGAGAGCUACCACAACCACAGUCUGCCAGCAACCAGAGUACACCUUCUCAACACACUGAUCAAACUAGCAGACAGGGAGCUGGUCUAUUUAAUCAACUGGGCCAAACAUGUGCCAGGCUAUACCUGUCUGACACUGAGUGACCAAGUCCAUCUCAUUGAGUGUUGCUGGAUGGAAUUACUUCUUCUUAAUUGUGCUUUCCGAUCCAUGGAGUACGAGGGACGUACGCUAGUGUUUGCCCCAGACUUUCAUUUAGAAAGGCAGCAGUGGGGACUUACAGGAAUGGGUGAUGUUCUUGAACAAGUGUCUGCUGUGUCUGAACAAAUGGUCUUACACGGUCUCAACAAGGAGGAACUGCUGCUUUUGCAAGCCACUGUUUUGGUUAAUGCAGAGGUUCGCCGAUUGGACAGUUUUGUGAAGAUUCAAGAGAUGAGGCAAGUGAUAUUGGAUGUGUUCAUGGAGGUUGCUGGUCGGCACCAGGGUUAUGGAAAUUUGAGGCACGCACCAUCAAUACUACUGCUGCUGACACACGUUCGCCAGGCCGGGGAGCGGGGCAUCACCUACUUCCAGCGGCUGAAGAUGGAGGGCUCUGUCACAUUCUGUGAUCUGCUGACAGAAAUGCUCGAUGCGCACAAUUCCUCCUGUGAGCGCCGGCGGCUGCAGCAACAGCAGCAGCACCACCACCAGCAGCAUCCUUCACAGACACCGCACCAGCAACAACAGCAUCUGUCUCAACACCAGUCCAGCCAUCAUUCGCACCAGCAACAGCACUCAAUGGCCCCAGAAUGA